Molecule: messenger RNA, 1956 nt
Organism: Morchella importuna
Lineage: Eukaryota; Fungi; Ascomycota; Pezizomycetes; Pezizales; Morchellaceae
Exons: 8
Coding region: 1-1956 (651 amino acids)
Molecular function (GO): protein binding
Source: RefSeq, a predicted model, not a curated record
AUGAAGAAGAUCCAGAUGCUUUCUUUAUUACUAUGGCUUGUGAUGGUAGUGGGUAUCCAGGCUGCCUAUGAUGAUGGGGAGCUCAAGUAUCCGCUGAAGCAGCUGUGCCGGAGAUGGGACCACCAGACUGCGGUGCUGGAUAAUACGCUCUAUCUCGUUGGGGGCCGUGUCAUUAUCAAGGAGACGCUGCAGAAGAAACUGGGGAAUAGGUCUUCGACAUGGGAGGGGGAACCUAGCCAGGAAUUCAUCUCCCUCGACCUCACCACCUCCUUCAGCCUCGAAAAACGCAUCAAGGGCGCCGAGAAGAGCGACCAGUCCACGCUCCUCAGCUUCGACAUCGCCGCGGCCAAGUGGAGCCGCGAGACAGCCUGGGACAACCCGGACGGCAGCACGCCGAACCGCUUUGCGAAGGGCACGAGCGUCAAUGUGCCCGAGAUUGGGAUGGGCUUCUAUGUGGGCGGCGCGAGGAUGUAUGCGGGUGCGGAUGGGGAGAGGGAGUGGAGGUAUCCGGUGGAGCAGCAGAUGGUGGGCAUGGAUAUUGGCGGGGGGAACUAUGAUGCGCAGUAUCAAGAGAUUAUGGAGGGGACUAUGAGGGCUAUGGGAGCUGGGGUGACCUGGAUCCCUGUGGGAGACAAGGGGAGCUUGGUUAUGUUUGGAGGAACAAACGAUACAGAGACUAAUGAAGUAAGCCCAUUGAACGGAAAUGACCUUGCUGAUAAAGCUCCCAAAAACACAACUCUUGAAUCCAACGCCCGCGUCCACAUCUACGACAUCGCAAAAGACAGAUGGCACGUCCAGCUCUCACAAGGCGACGUCCCCGUAAACCGCAUGCACGCCUGCGCCGUCGCCGCCACCUCCCCGGACAAGAAAUCGCACCAGAUCUACUUCUACGGCGGCGGCACAGGCUCGCGCAUGUUCGGCAUGGACGACUCGCGCUUCAUGGGCGACCUAUACGUGCUCAACAUCCCGGCCUUCAAGUGGCAGCGCUUCACGGACCUCAAGAACCCGCCUGCGGCGCGGUCCCGCCACACAUGCCAUGUCAUCAACAAGCGGCAGAUGCUGAUUGUCGGCGGGAGCAGGAAUGACUCCUUCACGGUGCAGGCGCAAUGGUGCAGGUGGGACGAGAUCUCGGUGCUGGAUAUGACGGACCUGAGGUGGGAGCUGCAGUACGUCCCCGCGACGCUCAAUUACUCGGUCAAUCCAAAGGUCUACGAGAACAGCUUGGUGAAUACGGUACCGAUGGACACGCCCAGUCUGGGCUGGACCGACGCAGGUGUGCAGCAGUGGUUCGCGGCGAACGAUGCGGGCCUCAACGACGACGCUGAGGACAAGCCGGGCCUGGCAAAGGGCGCCCUGAUCGGCAUAAUCGUGGGAGCCGUUGCCGUCGUCUUGAUCCUUGCAGUGGUGGGUUUUAUGCUCUGGAAGCGCAGAAAAAAUGCAAAGCUCGAAGAGCAGCGCCGCGGGUCGGAGGGACUUCAGGAGCCGUACACAGGCGACAAUGUCCCUGGAUCACCGCUGUACGACCAAAAGCAUGGAGGUCUCAGCCCUGGUUUCCCCCAGGGCGAGUUUGGGGACGCAAAGAACCCCCCGAGGUUCUCGGAGCUUGGGUCGGAGCCUUCGACCGUAAUCUCGGAGAUGCCGUCGGAAUCUAGAACGAUAUCUGAAAUGCCGGCCUCACCUGUGUUCUAUGAGCUGCCAACUGGAAGGUCUCCAACACACGCAGACUUGUAUGGCGGUGGGUAUCUCUCCGAAACCUCCAGAUCGCCCAUCAGUGAUUUGAGCCAGCCCGACCAUACCCAGGCCGGCACACACAUACGAGCGAUGUCGCCAGUGUCGCCGGCAACGGUCUUGGAGGAUAUCACCUCUGUGGUUUCCGGCCCAGGGACUGUUUCUUCAUCGUCACUCCCCCGCCACGACGAGGCGUACUACCCUACAAGAGAUAUGCCCCCGCAUUAA